AUGGACAUUCAACUUGUAUUCCCGGAUCUGAGGUUUCUGGUUUGUUUGUGGAUUACAUCCUCCUCCUCCAAGGUUGAGGAUGAUGAGAAGCAGAAGAAGAAGAUUGAUCAGGUGUUCAACAAAGCUAAAGCCGUAGCAAAAGAAGCAGAAAUCCAUCUUCAGAAGGCCGUGAUUGACAGAUUCAGUGAUGACCCUCAACGCCAGAUGAAGUUGACUACUGGCACUAAAUUGGCCAACUUGGGGAGAAGUGCCAGGGAUUCGUUUCCAUCUGUGGAAUCCAAAAUGCUUCGCUGUGUUACCCCUUUGAGGGAGAUGAUUGAUUCUUUGAAACCACUGGUGGAGGAUAUUCUGUCCCGCUUCUCAUUAGAUUUCCACCUUCAUCACCCCACUGAUUCUGGUCCGGCCGCCGGUGACUAUGACUGGAACCUUUUCCGCUUGAAUCUUGAGAAAGCUAUCAAGGCUCUGAAGAACAAGGCCAAAGUUGCUGAACCCUUGUGCGAAACCUUGAUUCGGGUUUUGAAUUCACUGGAUUGGCUCCACACUUUGACCACAACAACAAAAACAAAAUGUUGGAAGGAGAAUAUGAUGGCUGAUGAUCGUCAGUUCGUAGGAAUUGUUGUCCUUAUUUCCUGUUUCAUAAAAAACACGAGGAUGAUGAAGGAGGAUGUGCACAAGAUAUUAGUCGACAUUGGGAUUAAAGAUGUAGUCCAGGAAGCCGGACAUCUAAAAUCAAGAGAUGCAAGAGCAGGUAGAACUCACUAUGCAAUUUUGUUGGCUAACAUUUGGUCUGUUCAGGCUGAGAUUUUCAUCAAAGGUGGCGACACUAGUACCAUCCUCGCAACACUUUCCAAGGACAAACAUCUGCAGGCUCUACAUGCCGGGUGUAGGUUCCUCAAACACCAAGAAAAAGAAUCUUCUCUGAUCUUAAAGGUCAUCGAAAAAGUUCCUAAUCAGGUGAAAUCUCUGUAUAAGUCUUCUCCUGAUACUAAAGUAGUGGCUAACGGAGUAACAUCUGUCUGCAACACAUUUCCUCUUGCCGAAAACCUUAAAGGAGGAGGAGUUAAGGAUAUGGACAUUCAGCUUUUUGAGUUGUUGGAAAAGGUUCAGCAUUUGAAAGCAAAACUCAUAGGGUUCUUUCGAAUUCCACUGUUUAAUGUCCCGAAGGUUCCUGGUUUGUGCUUCAUUGAAUUUCUCGUCCAAAAUGCGAGAGAUCUGCUUAUAAGUAACCAUGACUCCAUAGCAUAUGCGACUCAUUACAUUGAAGCCUUUCGCACAGAGUUGGAUUUCAUAGUAUCUACGUUUCCAGAUGUUUUCAAGCAGGGCAUUGAGAAACAGAAACAUGAUGGUCUUCUUACGCAGCUUGUAGAUGUGGCGUAUCAAGUUGCCACCACCACAGUUGAGGAAGCUAUGGUUGGACUCGAGGAUCAGAAAAUUGAGAUAAUUGAUCGACUCACUAGAGGUAGACAGCAGCGAGAUAUUGUCUCCAUUGUUGGAAUGCCAAGAAUCGGUAAGACCACCUUGGGUAAUAAUGUGUUCUGCAAUCAAACUGUAGUGCAUCACUUCCGCAUUCAUGCUUGGAUCUGCGUUUCUCAAAAAUAUAAAAAGAGAGAUUUGUUGCUUGAUAUUUUGAGAUACACUAUCCCUAUCACUGAUAACAUCAAUGCAAUGAGUGAUGAUGAUCUACAACUGCUAUUGUAUAAACAGCUGAAGGGAAAAAGAUACCUUAUAGUCAUGGAUGGCAUGUGGAGUGCUACAGCAUGGGAUGACUUGCGGAUCUCAUUUCCAGACGACUCAAACAGUAGCAGAAUUUUGAUAACAAGUCGUCUCAGGGACAUGGUCUCGAAAAUCAGUGAUCCUCAUCUUCUUCGUCCCCUAUCUGAGAAGGAAAGCUGGGAGUUGCUGAAAUUAAAGAUUUUUCAGGAAAAUGAGUGUCCUCAGGAACUAUUGGAAGUUGGUUGGCAAAUUGCAAAAAACUGUAAAGGUCUGCCACUUGCGAUUGGUGCAAUAGCUGGUCUUCUUAAUAGGACUGGCGGAAGGAGCCAAGACGUGGAAUCAAAUUGCCAAUAG
Oldenlandia corymbosa var. corymbosa is the source of this 2067-nucleotide messenger RNA. The record is from the annotation of a GenBank genome assembly. NCBI's taxonomy places the organism in Eukaryota, Viridiplantae, Streptophyta, Magnoliopsida, Gentianales, Rubiaceae.